AGCCUCAAGGUCGGCGAUACCCUGAGCAUUCGGGCCCCCGCCUGCAGGACUCGCUCCUGCCAGCCAAGGACUCAAGAAGGAGGGAGUCCCCAGUCCCGGCGGGGCGCCUGGGAUUCGGUUCAAUAUUUAGCACAGUCAGUACCGAAGCAGGGGCAGCCAGGUGGGAGCUGGGCGCCCAAAAGUUGGACCCCAAUCAGCAGCGAGUGGGCAGCGGGGGCCUGGCUCGCCCGCGCCCGCGCCCCGGAGCUCUCCGGCUGGCUCUCUGCUCCCCGAAGCUGGGGAGCCGGGGGCGCUCUCCCGGGCCGCAAGCAGGCACGGAAUUUGACGCCCGAGAGGCAGAUGGUCCUGGCUAGGACUCCUGAUUCUUCUCAGAUGGAAACAGUUUCUCCCGGUGAACCUGCCGGAAUUCUCAGUGGACUCGAUCUUCAGCUUUGUCCACUGGCGCAUUUCACCAAGGCCGCAUUUACCGCUUUGAGGCAAAUUUGAGCUUCAAAUGGAGCGGGACUCCUGGUUGCAGAACGAGGGUGUGGGAAUGCGCAUCUGCAAGACCAGAGGAUGCAGAGCUUGCAGGAAGGAGGAAACUCACUAGGUUCAGGUUCAUGAAAUUUUCAGGAAUUAAAGUUAGUCCUGAGGAAAGUUCAUGAAUGUCUAAUGCUGGACUGUGAUUCUUGCUGAGAGAACUACAAAAGGAUGGACUCCAGCAAGAGGAAAAAUGAAUCUAAGGAAUGGAGUGGGAUAUAAGCAAUAACAGUGAGGAGGAGGAAGAGAAGCAGAAGAGCAGCUGGAGGCCGGCGGUGGCUGAGCAGCCCCCACACCUUUGAGCGAGCCGCCUGCCUCUCCACCGGCAAGGAAGCCCUGGGACCUCCGGAUUCGGGCUGCCGGAGGGCCUGAGCGCCAGAGCCCAGGACCCGGCGGCCGGGGGCGCCAUCCCCUCAUGUUCUGGAGAAGGCGCAAAUGUGAGCUGGCGGUAGCGGGGAAAGCCCUCCGCCCCCGCCAGGGGGGACCCGGGAAGCCCGGCCGGCUCUGUCGGCAGACUGCGGGGAUCCCCUCCUCCGGCCCCGCCCCCACCCACCCCCGGCCGGGGUGCCGAGGCGGUUAACCCUACCCGCGCCGCAGCGCACUUGGGCUAGAGCGCCGCGCACCCAAUCCAGAUUCCAGAGCCUGCCGGCUGGGAAAGAUCCGGUCUCGGGGUCGGCUAUGAUCCCGCAGCGGCCAAGGCAGGGCUCAGGCCCCGGGAUUCUCCCCACACGCUGCUGCACUGGCGCAGCCGGUCGCCAAACUUUUUCUCCCCAAAGCCAGUGCCCCCGCAGUUACUUGGCGGGCAGCCGGCAGCCCACUCUCGGCGGGAUGAUCUGGGAGAAGCGGGCGUGGGACGAGGGGGCUGCUGUUUUGCAGCCCUGCGAGGCGUGCAGUCGGAGAAGUGGUCGGGGUUCCACACCGUCCCUGAGCCUGCCCCCGGCCAAGGUGGCCCGACGUGCUGCAGUGGCUGGCGCAGGUGAUCCGGGCAGCGCGUCCGGCACUAGUCAAGGGGGCAGCGGCACGGGAGGGAGGGGCGCCUUUCUCUUUUCUCCUCCCCCUGCAGCCCAGCUGCACUGCGUGGGGGCUCUCCAUCUCCACGCAAUCAGCAGGCGGAAUCCCUGCCCUGGAGCGCCCUGGCUCUGGACUGCACCCCCCUAGGGUUUGUCCUGCAGAUUCCCCUCCCCAUCUUUCUCUGCCACACACGCUUCCCUAAGCCGCGCGCGCCGCAAACUCAGUCUCGGUCCCCGCAGGUGAUGUCAUGCCCAUUGUUUUGGUGCGCCCAACCAAUCGGACUCGCCGCCUGGAUUCUACCGGAGCCGGCAUGGGCCCUUCCUCGCACCAGCAGCAGGAGUCCCCGCUCCCGACCAUAACGCAUUGCGCAGGGUGCACCACCGCUUGGUCUCCCUGCAGCUUUAACAGCCCUGACAUGGAAACCCCAUUGCAGUUCCAGCGCGGCUUCUUCCCAGAGCAGCCGCCGCCGCCGCCGCGCUCCUCACACCUGCAUUGCCAGCAGCAGCAACAGAGCCAGGACAAGCCGUGCCCGCCCUUCGCGCCCCUCCCGCACCCUCACCACCACCCGCACCUCGCGCACCAGCAGCCGGCCAGCGGCGGCAGCAGCCCAUGCCUCCGGUGCAACAGCUGCGCCUCCUCCGGUGCCCCGGCGGCGGGGGCGGGAGAUAACCUGUCCCUGCUGCUCCGCACCUCCUCGCCCGGCGGCGCCUUCCGGACCCGCACCUCCUCGCCGCUGUCGGGCUCGUCCUGCUGCUGCUGCUGCUGCUCGUCGCGCCGGGGCAGCCAGCUCAAUGUGAGCGAGCUGACGCCGUCCAGCCAUGCCAGUGCGCUCCGGCAGCAGUACGCGCAGCAGUCCGCGCAGCAGUCGGCGUCCGCCUCCCAGUACCACCAGUGCCACAGCCUGCAGCCCGCCGCCAGCCCCACGGGCAGCCUCGGCAGUCUGGGCUCCGGGCCCCCGCUCUCGCACCACCACCACCACCCGCACCCGGCGCACCACCAGCACCACCAGCCCCAGGCGCGCCGCGAGAGCAACCCCUUCACCGAAAUAGCCAUGAGCAGCUGCAGGUACAACGGGGGCGUCAUGCGGCCGCUCAGCAACUUGAGCGCGUCCCGCCGGAACCUGCACGAGAUGGACUCAGAGGCGCAGCCCCUGCAGCCCCCCGCGUCUGUCGGAGGAGGUGGCGGCGCGUCCUCCCCGUCUGCAGCCGCUGCCGCCGCCGCCGCUGUUUCGUCCUCAGCCCCCGAGAUCGUGGUGUCUAAGCCCGAGCACAACAACUCCAACAACCUGGCGCUCUAUGGAACCGGCGGCGGAGGCAGCACUGGAGGAGGCGGCGGCGGUGGCGGGAGCGGGCACGGCAGCAGCAGUGGCACCAAGUCCAGCAAAAAGAAAAACCAGAACAUCGGCUACAAGCUGGGCCACCGGCGCGCCCUGUUCGAAAAGCGCAAGCGGCUCAGCGACUACGCGCUCAUCUUCGGCAUGUUCGGCAUCGUGGUCAUGGUCAUCGAGACCGAGCUGUCGUGGGGCGCCUACGACAAGGCGUCGCUGUAUUCCUUAGCUCUGAAAUGCCUUAUCAGUCUCUCCACGAUCAUCCUGCUCGGUCUGAUCAUCGUGUACCACGCCAGGGAAAUACAGUUGUUCAUGGUGGACAAUGGAGCAGAUGACUGGAGAAUAGCCAUGACUUAUGAGCGUAUUUUCUUCAUCUGCUUGGAAAUACUGGUGUGUGCUAUUCAUCCCAUACCUGGGAAUUAUACAUUCACAUGGACGGCCCGGCUUGCCUUCUCCUAUGCCCCAUCCACAACCACCGCUGAUGUGGAUAUUAUUUUAUCUAUACCAAUGUUCUUAAGACUCUAUCUGAUUGCCAGAGUCAUGCUUUUACAUAGCAAACUUUUCACUGAUGCCUCCUCUAGAAGCAUUGGAGCACUUAAUAAGAUAAACUUCAAUACACGUUUUGUUAUGAAGACUUUAAUGACUAUAUGCCCAGGAACUGUACUCUUGGUUUUUAGUAUCUCAUUAUGGAUAAUUGCCGCAUGGACUGUCCGAGCUUGUGAAAGGUACCAUGAUCAACAGGAUGUUACUAGCAACUUCCUUGGAGCGAUGUGGUUGAUAUCAAUAACUUUUCUCUCCAUUGGUUAUGGUGACAUGGUACCUAACACAUACUGUGGAAAAGGAGUCUGCUUACUUACUGGAAUUAUGGGUGCUGGUUGCACAGCCCUGGUGGUAGCUGUAGUGGCAAGGAAGCUAGAACUUACCAAAGCAGAAAAACACGUGCACAAUUUCAUGAUGGAUACUCAGCUGACUAAAAGAGUAAAAAAUGCAGCUGCCAAUGUACUCAGGGAAACAUGGCUAAUUUACAAAAAUACAAAGCUAGUGAAAAAGAUAGAUCAUGCAAAAGUAAGAAAACAUCAACGAAAAUUCCUGCAAGCUAUUCAUCAAUUAAGAAGUGUAAAAAUGGAGCAGAGGAAACUGAAUGACCAAGCAAACACUUUGGUGGACUUGGCAAAGACCCAGAACAUCAUGUAUGAUAUGAUUUCUGACUUAAACGAAAGGAGUGAAGACUUCGAGAAGAGGAUUGUUACCCUGGAAACAAAACUAGAGACUUUGAUUGGUAGCAUCCACGCCCUCCCUGGGCUCAUAAGCCAGACCAUCAGGCAGCAGCAGAGAGAUUUCAUUGAGGCUCAGAUGGAGAGCUACGACAAGCACGUCACUUACAAUGCUGAGCGGUCCCGGUCCUCGUCCAGGAGGCGGCGGUCCUCUUCCACAGCACCACCAACUUCAUCAGAGAGUAGCUAGAAGAGAAUAAGUUAACCACAAAAUAAGACUUUUUGCCAUCAUAUGGUCAAUAUUUUAGCUUUUAUUGUAAAGCCCCUAUGGUUCUAAUCAGCGUUAUCCGGGUUCUGAUGUCAGAAUCCUGGGAACCUGAACACUAAGUUUUAGGCCAAAAUGAGUGAAAACUCUUUUUUUUUCUUUCAGAUGCACAGGGAAUGCACCUAUUAUUGCUAUAUAGAUUGUUCCUCCUGUAAUUUCACUAACUUUUUAUUCAUGCACUUCAAACAAACUUUACUACUACAUUAUAUGAUAUAUAAUAAAAAAAGUUAAUUUCUGCA
Messenger RNA from Homo sapiens (human), 4635 nucleotides. RefSeq names its product potassium calcium-activated channel subfamily N member 2 (gene KCNN2). Gene Ontology annotation, molecular function: calmodulin binding; small conductance calcium-activated potassium channel activity; inward rectifier potassium channel activity. The record is from RefSeq and is a predicted model, not a curated record. Gene Ontology annotation, biological process: potassium ion transport. Lineage: Eukaryota; Metazoa; Chordata; Mammalia; Primates; Hominidae. The transcript is spliced from 12 exons. Gene Ontology annotation, cellular component: membrane; Z disc. The coding region runs from base 1778 to 4321 and encodes 847 amino acids.